Menidia menidia (Atlantic silverside) is the source of this 339-nucleotide messenger RNA. The record is from the annotation of a GenBank genome assembly. NCBI's taxonomy places the organism in Eukaryota, Metazoa, Chordata, Actinopteri, Atheriniformes, Atherinopsidae.
AUGGAGAUACUGAACGGGGGCGUGUACGUGGACCAGAACAAAUUCCUGUGCAACGCCGACACCAUCCAUUGGCGGGAUAUCAUCAAGAACCCCCAGGCGGAGCUGCUGGUGGUAAAGUCCAACAACAGCAAAAUCGGAUAUCUCAGUGAAUCUGACAGCUGUUUUGAAGUCGCCCCCUUCCCCUCCCCCGUCCUACUCCAUCCUCUCCGCAUUCCCCUCCGUCCCCUGAGCUCCUUCUUCUGCUUUGGGACUGAGCAGCCGUCGCUCUUCCACUGGACAUUUCGCUGUGAGAGCGGCCUUAAAAAUCCCACCCCCACCCCCCACCCCACUGACCCCUGA